AUGACUUCCUUGCUCACAUGGCUGUGGCUCGCCCUUCUCACCACACCAUGUCAGGGAGACUACAUCUCGAGGGACUACCGACUUUACAACAGCGGAAAACUGGGCAACCGCCCCAACCUCAAGUUCCUCUCGAGCGACGAAUUCUCACCUGUCCUGCAGGUAAACACGUGGAAUGAAAGCGCCGUCUCUGACAAGGGGUCCCACAUCUUCCUCCGACAUGACGGUGUGCCGGCGUCGCCCCUGUCGUCCCCCCUGAUCCUUGAUGCUAGGGACCUGACCACGGUGUUUGUGAGCCGUAACUACGACAAUGUCUUUGGCACCCGCAUCCAGGAGAAUCUUGGGAAGAGGUACCUGACUUUCUGGGCGGGCAAGAAGGGUUACGGCCGUGGGGAUGGCUUCGGUCUCGUCUUUGAUGACACCUAUCGCCUGGCGCACAACGUCUCUACUCGAGGCAUAGCUCUGCACAGCGACCUGCAUGAGUUCGUGUUGACGGGCCGCGGGACGGCUAUAGUCACCGGAGUCGACGACAUUCUCGUUGACACGUCGGGGUGGGAGGACUGGCGGGGACCCGCCGAGUUCCCCGUCCUCAACGCACUCUUCCAGGAGAUCGAUCUUGAGACGAACGAGGUGCUCUUCAGCUGGCGGGCCCUCGACCACAUCAGUCCCCUGGACUCUUUCGAGACCAUGGCGAAGGAUUGGGACGCCUUCCACCUGAACAGUGUCCAGAAGACCCGGGCAGGAAACUACCUGAUCUCUAUCCGCCACACAAGCUCGAUCAUGCUCAUCGACGGAGAGACGGGCGAUGUCAUCUGGACGCUCGGCGGCAAACGCAACGACUUCAUCGAACUCGAUCCGGCCGAGGGGCUUGAAUCUGCCAACCCCGUGCUCAGCAUGGGCUGGCAACACCACGCCCGGUUCGUCCCCAACACCAACGAGACCGAGAUGACCCUGUUCGACAACCACGUCAAGACCACCAGCCACGAGAGGUGCCGCUCCACCUGCUCGCGCGGCCUGCACAUCGCCAUCGACGACACCUCAUCGCCACCUACCGUGCAGCUGCUGCGCGAGUACCUCCACCCGUCGCGCCUGCAGGCCCAGAGCCAGGGGAGCGUCCAGCCCCUCCCUGCCGCGGGCGACAAGACUGAGAACGUCUUCAUAGGCUGGGGCCGCUGCCCAUCCUUCACAGAGCACGCCGCAUCCGGCGAGACAGUCAUGGACGUCCAGUUCUCCCCGUGGCACGGCGACGAGACCCCCAACGCCCUGGACAACUACCGGGCGUACAAGAUGGACUGGGUAGCCACCCCGUGGUGGGACCCGGCGCUCGCCGUGAGGGAGAGCCGUGAGGGCAAGCUCAGCGUCUACGUCAGCUGGAACGGGGCGACCGAGGUGCGUGGAUGGGUUGUGCGCGGGGGUACGGGCGGUGAGCUGGCGAGGUCGCCGCGGACGGGCUUCGAGACGAGGCUGACUGUGAACGCCACCGGUAUGCAACGCCUCUGGGCAGAUGCGCUGGACAAGCAAGGGGCUGUCAUCCGGUCGACGCAGGUUUUGGAUCUGGUCCACGGGAACGUGACCCUCCUUGCGGACAGCACAGAGCCUGAUUGGACAUUUACCGAGGCGCGCACGAGCGCCGGGAUCUCGGCGGGCACAUGGGCCUCGAUAGGCGGUGGCAUACUGGGGAUCGUGUUGUUGACGAUGGGGGGCAUGAUGAUCUGGCGGCGGCGGAGGGGCUAUGAUCGCUUGGGUGGUGAUGAUUCGGAUCUGGACUCGGAUACGGACGUGGACUCGGUCUUUGGGCUUGACCAUUUCAGCAAUGAGUUGCCCCCUGAACCCUGGCAGGAAUACUCCCCGAGGUUUGGUGAACCGAGUUGA
Messenger RNA from Diaporthe citri, 1869 nucleotides. RefSeq lists its product as uncharacterized. The transcript is spliced from 2 exons. The record is from RefSeq and is a predicted model, not a curated record. Bases 1 to 1869 code for a protein of 622 amino acids. NCBI's taxonomy places the organism in Eukaryota, Fungi, Ascomycota, Sordariomycetes, Diaporthales, Diaporthaceae.